AGCCAUGGAGGAUGAGAUUGAACUGAAAACUGCUCCUGCUGAUUUCCGUUUCCCUACAACGAACCAGACAAGGCAUUGCUUCACCCGUUACAUUGAGUUCCACAGGUGCACGACUGCAAAGGGUGAGGACUCCAAUGAAUGCGAGAGGUUCGCCAAGUACUACCGUGCUCUCUGCCCUGGUGAAUGGGUUGACAAGUGGAACGAGCAGAGAGAGACCGGAACUUUCCCUGGUCCUCUCUGAUCUUGAGCAAGAAAGCUCUCUUUCAUCAUGUUUUUGUUUAAGGCCAUAAGGUCGUGUGGAUGAUCAUUUCAAUCCAUCUCUAUCUUUUUGUUAAUCUCUUCUCUUUGAUUGAUCAAAUAAAUUAAACUGCAAGACAUUCUUUUGGAUUAAUAAUGAUUUAAGCUUGGAUUUUAAAACUCCC
Eruca vesicaria subsp. sativa (arugula) is the source of this 422-nucleotide messenger RNA. The record is from the annotation of a GenBank genome assembly. NCBI's taxonomy places the organism in Eukaryota, Viridiplantae, Streptophyta, Magnoliopsida, Brassicales, Brassicaceae.